Molecule: messenger RNA, 699 nt
Organism: Auanema sp. JU1783
Lineage: Eukaryota; Metazoa; Nematoda; Chromadorea; Rhabditida; Rhabditidae
Source: the annotation of a GenBank genome assembly
AUGUCCGUCAACACCGCUAACACCCCAGAUGGCAGAGGGGUUCUCAUUUUCAACGGAGAAGUUAUCAUUAUUUUCUGUCAAGGUGUAAACAUGACUUUUGGAAAAAGUGAGAAUGUGGAUUUGAAAGGAAAGAGAUCGGGAACCGUUUAUCUUACCUCCCAUCGUAUCAUUUUCAUGCCCGAUAUUUCAAAGCAUUGGUUGAAGUCAUUUGAUAUGCCGUUUAGUUGUAUGAGAAAUGUACAGCUUCAGCAACCAAUUUUCGGAGCCAAUUAUUUAUGUGGCAUCGCCUCUCCAACGCCUGGCUCAAAUCUGAGAUGUGAGGUUCCUUGGGAGCUGGUUUUUAACAAAGGUGGCUGUAUUGAUUUCGGUCAUUCUCUUCUGGCAGCUGUAGAUAGAGCCAGUCACAGUAGACCAUGCAAUGCUCCUCCAUCUUACGUCCCACCUGCCGGAGAUUACUACGCUGCACCACCAGAUUAUUAUACUACUAGCAACACAAACUUCCAAGCACCGGGAUCACUACCAGAGAGACCAAACCCAGAAAAUGUCUUUGUACAUGAGGCACCACCACCUUAUCCAGGCAUAGGUGCGGAGCAUCCACCAUUACCUACACAAGAGCUAAGAGUUGCUGGGCAAUCGACUGGUCCUCCUCCUUAUGGGUUCGUUCCAGAAGUAACCGAAGGUCUCAGACGUCGCAACUGA